AUGGAGAGAUGUGAAACUACUUCGUUCAAUGUUCGUGGGGAGGGAGGGACGGUGGAGCGCGAGCGCGCGGCCCGCGCGGCGGCGUCCCGCAAGGCGGAGCGCGCGUCGCUGCGCGCGCUGCGGCCGCUGGAGCACCCCGGCGCGCCCGCCGCGCUCGCGCGCCGCCGCGCCGCCGCCCAGCUCGAGCAGGACCUCGCCAAGCUGCAGGCCGAGUGGACGCUGUUCGUGGCCCGCUCGGGGCUGGUUCGGUUCCCGGCCGAGCCUGCGCAGUACGCGCACGCGCUCACGCUGCACAAGGACAAGCAGAGGGAGCUGCGGCGACAGCUCGAGAUGCGCCUCUCAGCCCUCCAGGCGGAGGUCCGUCAGCAGCUGCUGCUGCACCGGCCGUGGCGCUGCGUCGAGGCGGACUUCGCGGAGUUCCCCGCGCCCGAGCUGGCCGCGGUGUUAUCGUCGAAGGCGGUGGAUGUGGGCACGAUCCGCUACCCGGCGCCGGCCGGCGGCCACGCGGACGACACCAUCUUCGUGACUCCCGCGCAGCUCGCCAAGUUGCGUGAGUUAGUCACAGAACUACAAUCAGACGACGUGAAACUCGAGCUGCGGCCGCUAGAUGUCACCGUGUGCGCUGCUUAGAGCGAGCGGGACGACAAGAUAUAGAGUGAACGAGAGAGAGAGAGAGAUGGAGAUAGGACCAGCUGGGAUAUAAUACGACACUAAAUACUUUCGCGUUUAGUUAAUACUGAGUAUUAAGUUAUAUGACUUUAAUGUUUUGAACUGACAAGUCAAAGUCACGUCACUUGUCGAAAAGGAAUGUCAUUCUUAUACAUUAGAAGUUCUUAUUUGUAAGGUAACGGUGUCUAAACGAUAAGAUGAAAUACAAUUUUAAAAUCAGUUUAUAUAAUAAUGUGCUGAACGAUGUGCAUGAGAAUUGUAUGUUUGUGAC
Messenger RNA from Trichoplusia ni (cabbage looper), 940 nucleotides. RefSeq lists its product as uncharacterized. Lineage: Eukaryota; Metazoa; Arthropoda; Insecta; Lepidoptera; Noctuidae. The record is from RefSeq and is a predicted model, not a curated record. Bases 1 to 630 code for a protein of 209 amino acids. The transcript is spliced from 6 exons.